ACCUGACAUGUUGUUGUUUGGGGAGAUUUGAAGUCAUCCUCAGGCUCUGUAGCACCCCGUAGUACUGGAAAAUCACUCCCUCCCUUUUCCUUCAUCCAAUGAGAAUCCUUUGAAUGCGGUCCUUUUCCCCGGCCGAUUGGCGCCCUUUUGGGGGAUUGCCACCAUUGACCAAAUCAUAUUUCUACACGAGCUCGAGGCGUGGCACAGUGCAUCCUAGUUUAUGCAGGAUAACAUAUCUGGGAACCUAUCAUCAAAUCAGUUCGGCUGCUGGCUAUCCAUUUCAGACAGACCUCAGGCUUCUGGCAAUGCGCACCGUGCGUGGCCAACAUGCCGUCGCCGCCGCCGCCGCCGCCCGGGAGGGACGGGCAAAAGUGGGCGCUUGGUUCCCUUUUUACCUCUUCUUUCUUUUGCAUAUGUAUAACUACGUAGUAAACUAGUCAGGAGUAGGAGGGAGGGGAUGGGAACGCCCCGUAGUAGUGGCGCAUGCGGAACUGAAUGAGAAGAUGGAAUUGCGGUCA
This is a messenger RNA of Aspergillus eucalypticola CBS 122712, 518 nucleotides long. RefSeq lists its product as uncharacterized. Bases 114 to 437 code for a protein of 107 amino acids. Lineage: Eukaryota; Fungi; Ascomycota; Eurotiomycetes; Eurotiales; Aspergillaceae. The record is from RefSeq and is a predicted model, not a curated record. The transcript has a single exon.